CAAAUUUUCGUGUUGGUGAACUCAAACCAGCCUCAACCGGACGCGACUGAACGGAUAACGCCCUGAUAGUCCGUCAAAAUAAAUACCAAUCCGCGGAGAGCUUAAUUUUGAUGGUUCAUGAGAUGAAAACCGCGAUUUAGCCACCCCCGACGACUGUUCGCCACCAUGACAUCCGACGUUCGCGACGUGCUCAACCUCCCCGAUGGGACUUCAGGCCCCCGACCUGCGAAGAAACAGAAGAUUGCGGCGCCCAGGCCAAACCUGAAGGGCCUCGCGCGUGAGGUGCACAACCUGGGUGGCGACAACCCGAUCGCGAUCGUCCCCGAAACCACCCAUUUCAAGAAGCGACGCUUCGCGAGUCGCAAGCCAGCUUCUCGAUGGGAACUACGGAAAUUUCGAAACUCUGCACGCGAUGACCCAAGCUUGACCCUGCGACAUUGGAGGCGGGUAGGCGAGAAGGCAGAAGGCGAGGCGCAGGAGCAGGCACCCGCGACGGCGGACGAGAAUAUUCAGCCUUCGAAGGACGAGAUGGAGGAUUCUGCCUUUGCGAAAUAUAAUGUCCAGGUGUCGGUGCCCCAGUACAGUGAAGGCCAAUAUCAGCAAUCACUGCAGAACAACGACUGGACGAAGGAGGAAACGGACUAUUUGCUGGAACUGGCGCGUGACUUCGACCUACGAUGGCCCUUGAUAUGGGACCGGUACGAAUGGAAUCCACCUGCUACGAACGGCGACAUGAACGUCGAUGGCGACGAGAGUAAGGCCAUCGUGCCGGCGACACGAUCCCGUUCGAUGGAGGACCUGAAGGCGCGGUAUUACGAGGUGGCAUCCAAGAUGAUGGCUGCACAGAAGCCCGCCCAGUACAUGACGCAACCCGAAUUUGCGCUCCACGAACUGAUGGCGCACUUCAACCCACAGCAGGAGAGACUCAGGAAGGAAUUUGCACUCAACGCCCUGACCCGAUCGCGCGAGGAAGCCCGAGAAGAGGAGUCGUUGUUGCUGGAGAUCAAGAGGAUCCUGGCACGCAGCGAACGUUUCAACGACGAGCGCCGGGAACUGUAUAACCGCCUCGACUACCCCCGUGCAGACACAGACAUCAACGCCUUCAAGUCUUCUGCUGGUCUCCAGAACCUGCUUCAGAACCUCAUGAGUGGCGAGCCCCUCAGCCCCCCAGGCCCUCAACAAGUCGCCGCUGCCCAGGAGGCUGGACGACGCGAGAGCACUGUCACUUCAACAACUGGUCCUCGCGAGCCUGCAACCGCCGCCCCAACACCGACUUCCACUAGCAAGAAGGGUCAACAGGAGAAACCCGAGCGCCGGAAGCUUACCACCCAGGAGGAGGUGGUAUAUGGUGUUACGCAUCACGACCGUCUGGGUUCUGGACCUACCUUCCGUACCGAGAAAAUCAACAAGCUCUUCUCGCACAAGUCUAAUCAGCAGCAACUACGCAUCACCAACGCACUCAACGAGCUGGAUGUGCCCAACAAGUUGGCCAUGCCUACCGCGGCGACAACUCAUCAGUACGAGCUACUCCUUGGAGCUGUGAAUAGCCUGCUCGACGCUCGCAAGGUGUCGGACAAGAUUGAUGCCGAAAUCAAGAUCGAGCAGGCUAAGAAGGCUGAGCGAGAAAAGGCACUGGCCCCCGCGGAAUCCGAGCCUGAGACGAAGGAAGAGACCAAGGAUGGUGAGGGGGAUGUCGACAAAGCUCCGGAGGCAGCCGAUACAUCCAAGGAAAAGUCGGAAGGGGAUGAGGUCGCCACCACCAACCCCGUCAGUGAGGCGGCCACCAAGGACGCAGUCGACUCAGCAGCCCCCACGAACGAAGCGGCAGAGACCUCGGCAAAGCCAGAAGAAGAGAACGGCGAGGCCGAUAAAAACGGUCGGCCAGGAAGUAGUCACAAACGCAGCGCGAGUGUUCUCAGCGGGGCGAGUGACAAGAGCACGAAACGACAGAAGAAGUAG
Ilyonectria robusta is the source of this 1959-nucleotide messenger RNA. RefSeq lists its product as uncharacterized. Gene Ontology annotation, molecular function: transcription corepressor activity. The transcript has 2 exons. NCBI's taxonomy places the organism in Eukaryota, Fungi, Ascomycota, Sordariomycetes, Hypocreales, Nectriaceae. Gene Ontology annotation, cellular component: NuA4 histone acetyltransferase complex; Swr1 complex. The coding region runs from base 166 to 1959 and encodes 597 amino acids. Gene Ontology annotation, biological process: chromatin remodeling; negative regulation of transcription by RNA polymerase II; DNA repair. The record is from RefSeq and is a predicted model, not a curated record.